Messenger RNA from Erythranthe guttata (spotted monkey flower), 1738 nucleotides. RefSeq names its product organic cation/carnitine transporter 3. Gene Ontology annotation, biological process: transmembrane transport. NCBI's taxonomy places the organism in Eukaryota, Viridiplantae, Streptophyta, Magnoliopsida, Lamiales, Phrymaceae. The record is from RefSeq and is a predicted model, not a curated record. Gene Ontology annotation, molecular function: transmembrane transporter activity.
GCUAAUUUCUAAACACACUCCGAUGGCAGAUUCGGAUCAAAACCCGCUUCUCCCACCAUUGUUAGACGUGGAAUCAGAACACGAGUAUUAUUAUCCGUCCCUCGACUCCACCAUCGAACACUGCAUCGGCGACUUUGGGUGGACCCACAUAUUCCAAGCCACCCUCGUCUCUUUCGCAUGGUUCUUCGACGCACAGCAGACCUUCAUCAGCGUCUUCACCGACGCCGAACCCAAAUGGAGUUGCACCGAUAACAACCCAUCAUGCAGCAACAACAACAAUAACGUUAACACGUGUCAACUUUCCGGCGACGCGUGGUCCUGGGAUUUUCCGGCGAGCACCUCCAUCAUCUCCGAGUGGUCCCUCCAGUGCGCCGGAUCCAUCAUAACAGGCCUCCCGGCUUCUUCCUUCCUCUUCGGCUGCCUCGUCGGCGGCUUCGCGCUCGCCACGCUGGCGGACUCGUCUCUGGGCCGGAAAAACAUGCUGGUGUUGUCCAGUCUGGUUAUGGCGUUGACCGGCGUGCUGACGGCGGCUUCAACUAACAUAUGGAUGUACGUUGCUCUGCGAUUUAUCAGCGGGUUUGGCAGAGCAACUGUUGGCACGUGUGCUCUGGUUUUGUCGACGGAGCUUGUGGGGAAGAAAUGGAGGGAGAAGAUGGGGAUUAUUGGGUUUGUUUGUUUCACUCUUGGCUUUCUCUCUCUACCGGCGAUUGCUUUCUCUCUCAAGGGUUAUUCGUGGAGGCUGAUGUACAUCUGGACAUGUGUUCCGUCAGUUUUCUACUCACUUUCGGUUUUCUUCCUUAUCCGAGAGUCGCCGAGGUGGCUUUAUAUCAAGGGAAGGAAGGAAGAAUUUGCCGAAACCCUAAGGAGCAUCGCCGCUCCGACGAACCGGAGCAGUUUGACUCAGAGCUUCUUCGGGAGGUGUACGGAGUGGGGGGAUGAUCAGAAACCAGAGGAAACCGAUAUUUUCUCCGCCGUGAAGAUUUUGCUGAGUAGGAGGUGGUCGCGGCGGCGGUUGGUGGCGGUGACGGUGGUCGGAUUCGGCAUCGGAAUGAUUUACUACGGGAUGCCUUUGGGGCUUGGAAACCUAUCGUUUGAUUUGUACCUCAGCGUCACUUUAAAUGCGCUGUCGGAAUUUCCGGCGUCGUUCCUCACGUUUGUGCUGAUCGGAAAACUUGACCGGAAGGGUUCGAUAUUGGGGCUGUCGUUGCUGAGCGGGAUGUGCAGCGUGGGGUGCGUGGUGGUGACGUGGCAGGUGACGCAGAUCGCGCUGGAGCUGGUUUCGUUCUUCAGCGCGUGCACGGCGUUCGACGUCGUUCUGAUAUACACGCUGGAGCUGUUCCCGACGUGCGUGAGGAACUCGGCGGUGUCGAUGGUGAGGCAGGCGCUGGUGUUCGGCGGCGCGCUCAGCCCGGUGCUGGUGGCCGCCGGGAGGAAGAAUAGGUUCCUGUCGUACGGCGUGUUUGGGGUGGGGGUUUCGGUGUGCGCGCUGUUUGUGGGGCUGUUGCCGGAAACUCGGGGGAGGGUUUUGUGCGAUACUCUCGAGGAAGAAGAGCGGAAAGACGAUGCUGCGUCAGCGUUUGGUGGGGCCCACUGUGUUUGAAUUUAAAGCUCUGUGAUUGGUUAUUAGUUGUACGAAUUACGAUUAAUAUUUGGAUGUAAACAUGUCGUUUACACCAAAAUUUACUGUUAAUUUACUGUACGACUGUGUAGUCUGUUUGUUUGUUUCUUCUUUUUUUGA